AUGUCACAGCUUGACUUCCUCAAAGCAUUACGCGAAGAGGAAGAGGAUGGUGCCGAAGAAGAUGGUCAGGGCCCAGCAGCCGGUGAUGUAUCGCCUCUAGAAUCCGAGGGGGAUCCUUCUGUUGAGACGACUGUGGUGGAUAAGACUGCUGAUGCUGGCUCUAAAGGCUGGGGAGAGAUGCUCGCGGCACAGGACGCCAGUAGCGAGCCUACAGGAGGUGGUGGUGGUUGGGGCGCCAUACUUGGAGGCGGAGGAACCAAACGUAAAGCUGAUGAAGCCUGGGCUGAACCCACGAUGAAACCAGGAGAUGAGAGUUCUACGGCUGAGUUUCCAGAAGCUGCCCAUAUAAAGAUUCUCUUCUAUGCGUCUGAGGGUAUUGAGGUGUCUGCGGAAGAUGUUCAUAACUACAAGACGUCACUGAAGACUAAUGAUAAAGGGGCAAUACCUGCAGAGGAAGCUUCAACUGGAGGUCCACCACGAGCGUUCGGACUUUCGGAUGAGCAUGGAUCGAAUGAGGCCGUUGGAGUUGCUAGUAUCCCUAAGGAAGAGUUCAAGGAGGUGCUGGACAAGCUGGUUUGGUCGAUGGACACUGAUACGGAACCGCUGUGGCGCAGAGCACAUCCGAAUGAGUUGACCUUGAGUAGACUAGACAGAGACUUGAAAGGAAUUCAGUCCUAA
Perkinsus marinus ATCC 50983 is the source of this 678-nucleotide messenger RNA. RefSeq lists its product as hypothetical. NCBI's taxonomy places the organism in Eukaryota, Perkinsozoa, Perkinsida, Perkinsidae. The transcript is spliced from 6 exons. The coding region runs from base 1 to 678 and encodes 225 amino acids. The record is from RefSeq and is a predicted model, not a curated record.